AUGUCUGAAUCGGUGGUAUUUGAAACCAGUCUUGGGGACAUUCAGCUAGAACUUUACUGGAACCAUGCUCCAAAAACGUGCAAAAACUUCGCGGAGCUGUCCAAACGAGGAUAUUACAAUGGAGUGAUUUUUCACCGAAUAAUAUCUGAUUUCAUGGUACAAGGUGGGGAUCCUACUGGGACUGGACGCGGUGGCACUAGUAUAUAUGGGCAAAAGUUCGAGGACGAAUUGCAUCCAGAACUUCGAUUCACAGGGGCAGGAAUCCUAGCGAUGGCCAAUUCUGGCCCAAACACAAACGGUUCGCAAUUCUUUUUGACUCUUGGUCCUACCCCAUAUCUAGAUGGAAAACACACAAUAUUCGGUCGGGUGAGCUCGGGAAUGAGAGUUGUACAACGACUAGGUGCGGUCGCCGUGGACGCUCAGGAUCGGCCAAAGGAAGACGUCAAAAUACACAAAUCAAGAGUUGUCUAA
Lentinula edodes (shiitake mushroom) is the source of this 471-nucleotide messenger RNA. RefSeq names its product cyclophilin-like domain-containing protein. The record is from RefSeq and is a predicted model, not a curated record. Gene Ontology annotation, cellular component: catalytic step 2 spliceosome. Gene Ontology annotation, biological process: protein folding; protein peptidyl-prolyl isomerization. Gene Ontology annotation, molecular function: peptidyl-prolyl cis-trans isomerase activity. Lineage: Eukaryota; Fungi; Basidiomycota; Agaricomycetes; Agaricales; Omphalotaceae. The transcript is spliced from 6 exons. The coding region runs from base 1 to 471 and encodes 156 amino acids.